CUGAAAGACCAAAUACAACGGGAUGGAUUUCUGCACGACGUGAACGCAGGAGAGGAGCAGCUGCCUCACACAUAAAAAGCCAGGAUGUCAGGGAUGGACAUCCCACUGGUGGACCACAAUGAGACUGGAAACUCUCCAAUUGACAAUGGGACCUUCCUUCGUUUCUUCCCAACCUCUGCUUCAACAUCGGCGGCCGCCUCAUCACCAGGACGGCAGGGAAAUGUUUAUGUUUACGUAUGGCUCUUCCUCAGUCUGCUGGCAUUCCUGCUGACACUGCUCAUCAUCUCCCUCCACAGGCUGAAGAACAUCAUCUCAUCCUCUUCCUCAGUCCCUGACUGCAGCAGUGAAGGAGGGAGCUCUUUCACCAACAUGGAGAUCUGUAGCAUCUCGUCUCAGAGGUCCACCAUCUCCUCACUGUCCACCUGAGGGAUGGAGACACAUACACACAUACAGUACGAGUCAAAGGUUUGGACACACGUUCUAAGUUAAAGGAAUGUGUAUCCAAACUUUUGACUGUA
Messenger RNA from Scomber japonicus (chub mackerel), 518 nucleotides. Its product is annotated as serine-rich and transmembrane domain-containing protein 1. NCBI's taxonomy places the organism in Eukaryota, Metazoa, Chordata, Actinopteri, Scombriformes, Scombridae. The coding region runs from base 85 to 426 and encodes 113 amino acids. The transcript has 2 exons. Gene Ontology annotation, cellular component: intracellular membrane-bounded organelle. The record is from RefSeq and is a predicted model, not a curated record.